AUCACUGCCCGUGAGAGAGGAGAGAAGAGAGGGCGGGGCAAUAGCCUUUAGAGAAGGGAGCGUGUUUUAACCAACUGAAAUCUGAUCGCAGCAGCAACAUUGAAAGACAGCGGCGAGGGUUUGGAAAGCGGUGGUGUAGUAGCGGUCAAGACUACCUCUCUUGAGCGGUGGUGGUAGCCUAUCCUUACAAUUAGCGGAAGGAAUGAGGUUAAGAAUUCGUCUGGGUCCUCGCGCACAAUGAACCACAAGAUUGGCAACUCACAAUGCAGGCAAUGCGUUGUAAAAUAAGCGACUGUUCUUCAGGGCAAUGAACCGGCUGCGAUGAUCAUGUCGCCACCAAGAAGAGGAAUGCCGUCAUGACAAUAGCAGCAUGACGUAGGAUUUGUUUUAUUUCUCCUCAGUGUGUUUGUUUUGUUUUUAUUUUAACAUCGUCGUGACAGUGGAGGUACGAACAACAUUUUUCAUCCGACGGAAACGAUUGAAUUGAAAUCAACAUGCAGAGUUGUCUUUUGAAUUGAUUGGACUGUCGGUUGGGGAAAUAGUGCCAGAGUUCAUGUGUGUGUGAAUCCAAGGAGCAAAGGUCUGGUGGAUUUGUAUAACCCUUCAUGUUUUCAGAGUAUAUGCUACGAUGAAUUCUUUUCUUUUUUCCGAGGCUUCAUCCAUCCCUGGUGCUGCCUCGCUUCCCAUGACUGGUUCCCCCAACGUGGGACCAGGAGUGCAGGUAACCAGUGCCCUCCGAAAUGAUUUGGGCUGCAACAUCCAUGUGUUGAAGACGCUCAACCUUCGCUUUCGUUGCUUUCUCGCCAAAGUUCACGAAUUGGAACGAAGGAAUAAAAUGUUGGAGACCCAGCUACAGCAAGCGGUAUUGCGAGCUCGCUACAGAGGGCUCUUUUGUCGCGAGCAAGCCACUCAGACGUUCGACACUGCCUUGGACCAUUCCAUAGCGGGACCCCUCCGACAGUCUCGGUUCCCCGGGAGGAUAUGGAGUUUCACUCAUACGAAGAGAUAUGGCGAGCGCUUUGAAACUCUCCAAGGACCUGGGGUGUCAUGGAUGCAUCCGGACGGUGUCGGCGUUCAGAUUGAUACCAUCACACCAGAGCUGCGGGCCCUCUACAACGUUCUGGCCAAAGUCAAGCGAGAGAGAGAUGAAUACAGAAGAAGAUGGGAGGAAGAAGUGUCUAAACGACAGCAGAUGGAGUCAAUGGUGGCGACAUUACGGGAGAAUGCCGUGGAGUCUGAGGGUAUUCAGGGGGAGCUGACAGAGAAGGUGGAGCGGCUGAAGACCGAACUGGUCGUCUUCAAGAGCCUCAUGACAGAUCAAAUGUCUGACCUGGACACUAAGAUCCAGGAGAAGGCUAUGAAGGUGGACAUGGAUAUCUGCAGGCGUAUCGACAUCACGGCCAAGCUGUGUGAUGUGGCACAGCAGAGGACGGCUCAGGACGUCAACAGCAAGAUGUGGCCUGUGGCCGCGUCCAGGCCAGCUGUGGACCAGAAUAAGGGUGCGAUGGUGUGCAGGAGGAAGGAGCCGAGAGGAGGUGUGUGUGAUGAGGAGGCUCCUGAGCAGGAGGACUCUGCCUUGCCUGAUGAGGACCCUGCCUUACCUGGAUCCCUCAACAUCACCGACGAGAUGAAACGCAUGCUCAACCAGCUAAGUGUUUUAGACAAUUCCUUUGUCUCCAGGCGGGAGACGUUUGAGUUUGAUGACGACUGUGACAGCCUGGCGUGGGAGGAGACAGAGGAGACCCUGCUGCUCUGGGAGGACUUCUGCAACUACAACUCACCCGGCGCUGUCGUCACGGCAACGGGUGCCACCAGUGGAGACGCCACAGAAGGAGCAUCCAACGAUGCCAGUCUGGGCAGCCUGAUUGAUGAGACGGAGACCCUCAUGAAGGACAGAGAGAAGGAGUACCAGGACACCAUUGGCCAGAUCGAGGAGGAGCUGGCCACGGCCAAGAAUGACAUGAACCGGCACCUGCAUGAGUACAUGGAGAUGUGCAGCAUGAAGAGAGGCCUGGACGUGCAGAUGGAGACCUGCAGGAGGCUCAUCAAGGGCUCCGGACCCGGGGCCAACGGCAGGAGCUCCCCCACGUGUAGCUCGGCAGGCAGCAGUGACUCAGGAAACACGGACGACAUCCCAGACGAGCUGGACAGGGACACCGAGCGGGACAGCGAGAAGGACGCUGUAGACACCAGUGACGCGCCAGCGGACAAGGAUGUAGCGCCGGGGGACACGGGGGACAAAGAGGAAGAGGACGUAGGGGACGGAGAGAGCAGCGGAGUGAGCGAGGGGAUGUCUGAGGACGUUCAUAAAGAAGACGACGAAGAAGAAGUGCUGGAGGAGGAGGUGGAGGAAGUAGAGGGGAAGAUGGAAAAUGUGCAGAUCGAGACAGAUAAAAAGACGGAGACACAGAUGGAAAAGGAAGAGGUGAAAGAGAAUGGACAGACGGCGGAUGAGGACACCAGUUGAUGUGUCAUGUCAGUCUGUCCAAUAUCCAUGUCAUUGCUCCAGAACUCUUGUACCCAAAAGUCCUUCAUCUCUAUUUUUCUCCACUGGACCACUUGGAGUCAUUGUGACUCCUAAGCGCAAGUAUUGGUGCUUUAUUUGACAAAAAAAAAAAAAGAAAGAAAGAAAGAAAAAAUUGCUACUUCUGGGGGGGAAUGUAUUUGAAUCUCCUAAACCCAGAGGAGAUGGUGUGGACGUGUACGUGUGUGGCAGGCUCCCUUCCCUUGCAACCCUCGCACUGCCAUGGCAUGGCUGCACACGCGCGCGCACACACACACACACACACACACACACACACACACACACUUUCUAGCGCUCUACCUCUGUCUCUGUCCCUCUCUUUGUCAAACACACACACACACACACACACACACACACACACACACACACACACACACACACACACACACACACACACACACACUUUCUAGCUCUCUACCUCUGUCUAUGUCUCUGUCUCUCUCCUUG
This is a messenger RNA of Engraulis encrasicolus (European anchovy), 2971 nucleotides long. It is a transcript of the gene iffo2a, whose product is annotated as intermediate filament family orphan 2a. The transcript has 9 exons. Lineage: Eukaryota; Metazoa; Chordata; Actinopteri; Clupeiformes; Engraulidae. The coding region runs from base 629 to 2467 and encodes 612 amino acids. The record is from RefSeq and is a predicted model, not a curated record.